Molecule: messenger RNA, 1551 nt
Organism: Pisolithus orientalis
Lineage: Eukaryota; Fungi; Basidiomycota; Agaricomycetes; Boletales; Pisolithaceae
Exons: 2
Coding region: 1-1551 (516 amino acids)
Molecular function (GO): protein binding
Source: RefSeq, a predicted model, not a curated record
AUGCAUCACUGUCUCCAGAUCGACGAAAUCAUUCGCCAUAUUUUCUCCUUUGUUGACAACGCCCGACUACGUUUACUAGCUCAGACUUGUCGCAAUUUCAAUGAACCAGCGACGGAUCUCCUCUGGCGAACGUUCUAUGGUAUUGAUUCCCUUUACCCAUUGCUGUCAUGUGUCGGUGAAGUAGUUGAUGAUGCAACCAAGAAAACAACUCAAACCAUCAUUCGUCCCUUGAGUGACGUGGACUGGAGGGUUAUCGAGCGAUAUACCCGCAAAGCGCGAAGCCUUUACAUCAGUUCGAGUGGUCUUCCAGUUGACGCAAAAGUCGUACAGUCUCUCGCGGAUUCCCCAUCUCCUGAUUUACUUUUCCCUAAUUUACAAGUGCUCUCGAUCAAUUUGGAGGGGGCUACUUGCAACUCACGGGUUACAGAUACUGUUAUGGCAUUCGCUCAACUUCUCUCCAGACGCAAUAUUUCCCGCCUUUAUUUAAACUUCGAGGGUCAUCAAACCACCCACUUUAAAUUGGUUCUGCGCUCACCAUCCCACCCGUUCAUCGAGGUUGCGGGGUUAAGUGUCACCCGUGCCUCCUCAUUAUUACCUUGGUUGGACCCUAAACAGUUUGUCAGCUGUGCUGUCAGCUGUUGGGAGGAACUUUUGGAACACGGUCUUGAGGUUUGGAACGAGGUUGAAAAGCUCGGGGUACGGACAUCUACAUGUCCAAACCAUCCCUUCCUGGAACGGAGUCUAAUUUCACAUCGGCUCUUACCAAAGUUGAAUACGUUCAUUUUACACGAGUCUGCGCCAACUGCUCUGAAAAUUAUGUCCAGCACGUGCCUGGACCGGCUCACUUCUCUUUCCAUCUCUAUGCCACAACAUUCAUGGGACGAUGAAAGCUACUCGCAGGAACUGAAAGAGAUUCUCGUGCUCAUCCCAUCGAAGUAUCCCUUAUUGGAAUCGUUGCAGAUAAUGUCCACUGUCGUGCCACUAAAUUCAUCGGCAUUCGUUCUUGAACAGUCCACCAUAGAACCUUGUCUCUGUCUGAAGCAUCUCCGAACCCUCGCGAUUCAAACUUACUAUCAUAUCGAUCUAUCGGACUGCUUCAUCGAGAAGAUGGGUCAAGCUUGGCCACGCCUCGAACACCUCCACCUGCGCAGAUCAAACAGCAAGGCGACUCCAACACGUCUCACUUCGCUUGGAGUCGCGAAUUUCAUCGGCUGCAGUCCGAGGCUUCGGACAUUCUCACUCUCCGUUAACUUUGCAUUGGGUAUGUGUCUACGCCCCGCAGAGAGCACUGUAAUUCGAGGGUCAAACGUAUGGCUCGCUGAUUUCUGCGGCUCAUACAUCUCUACAAAAGCGCCUGUCGCUGAAUAUCUCUCGAAUCUUCUCCCGCACUUGACAUAUCUUGGUGUUCCAGCGGGACGUAAGGCCCGCACUAGAGCGUGGCGUAAGGUGGCAAAGAGGCAUCGAAAUCAGCCCUUGGCAGAGGUAGUCAAUACUCGGAUACGCAGGGUACUGACUGGCCAUGAGGAGGCCAGUGACGGAAUGGGCUAUUGA